UCGAAGGAGGCCAGUCAAAGCGGAGCAUAAGAGCAAAUGGGUGGACAAUGAAUCGCACGAUGUUCUCCAAUACAACGGUAUAAUGUGAAUAGUGAUAAAUCGACAUGAUAUGGUGCAUAAUCGGAUUGUAAACGCGCGCGGUAAUGUGGAUAAAAAGUAAAAAAGCUAAGAAAAAAGUGCAGUGACUCUACGUUUGAUUGGUAGUGCACGCAGAGCGGCCCUUCGUGUACAUACACAUGUAAUGACAAACUGACCCGAAAGCAGGAAGGACAGGAAGAAAGAAAAUGGAGCAUCGGAAGCAAACGAUGAGCUCGACGGAAAUAGCGAAAGCUAACGAGGAGUUCGAUCUGUUUUGCAACGCGACCACUUUGAAAUCAAUUCUGGGACACUACAGGCAUCUCUGCGAUUUGCUCAGGAUCAGGCCGAACGUGAUCAAUCAAUUUUAUCCAAAAUUGAAAGCGAAAUUGCGAUCGUGGAAGGCUCAAGCCCUCUGGAAAAAAUUCGAUCAGAGGGCCAAUUACAAAUGUUACAAUCGUGGCAAAGCAUGCCCGAACACGAGGGUGUUGAUCAUCGGAGGCGGGCCAUGCGGCCUUCGUUCGGCGAUAGAGGCGCAAUUAUUAGGAGCGAAGGUUGUCGUUGUAGAGAAACGGGAUCGAAUGUCCAGGAACAACGUGCUUCACCUGUGGCCCUUCGUUAUCCACGACCUCCGCGCCCUGGGGGCGAAAAAGUUCUUCGGCAAAUUUUGCGCCGGCUCCAUCGAUCACAUUAGCAUUCGACAACUUCAAUGUAUAUUGCUCAAAGUCGCUUUGAUCCUCGGCGUCGAGUUCCACGAGAGCGUCAGUUUCGACGCUUUGAUAUCUCCGCCUGAGAAUCAAGAAGAGGGCAAGAUCGGUUGGAGAGCGAAAACCACUCCUGCCGAUCAUCCAGUCUCUCAGUACGAGUUCGACGUGUUGAUAGGCGCCGACGGGAAGAGAAACACGUUGGAAGGUUUUAAGCGGAAAGAGUUCAGGGGUAAAUUGGCUAUUGCGAUAACGGCGAACUUCAUAAAUAAACGGACCGAGGCGGAAGCCCGUGUCGAAGAAAUUAGCGGGGUUGCCUUCAUCUUUAAUCAAAAGUUUUUCAAAGAAUUGUACCAGGAGACGGGUAUUGACCUAGAAAAUAUCGUGUAUUACAAAGACGACACUCACUACUUCGUGAUGACAGCUAAGAAGCACAGUCUUAUAGACAAGGGAGUGAUUUUGCAGGAUCACGCGGAUACGGCGAAAUUACUAGCGAAAGAAAACGUGGAUCGCGAAGCGUUGAUGCUUUACGCCCGAGAGGCUGCCGAAUUCUCCACGGAAUACCAAAUGAUUGGUAUGGAAUUCGCAGUGAACCAUUAUGGUCAACCAGACGUUGCCAUGUUCGAUUUCACGUCCAUGUAUGCGGCGGAGAAUGCCAGUCGAAUUUUGGAACGUCGUGGCCAUAAAUUACUUAUGAUCCUUGUCGGCGAUAGCCUGCUCGAGCCAUUCUGGCCAACGGGAUCUGGUUGCGCAAGAGGAUUUUUAAGCUCCUUGGACGCUUGCUGGGCGAUCAAAGGAUGGGGCGCGAACGUGUCGCCGUUGGAAGUAAUCGCCGAAAGGGAGUCAAUUUACAGGUUACUUGGACAGACUACACCUGAAAAUUUAAACAGAGAUUACGCUGCGUACACGCUAGAUCCUCAUACCAGAUAUCCCAAUUUGAACGUGUCGUCGGUGACACCGAUACAAGUGCGAAGUCUACUCGACACGGAUGAUCCCGACAGCGUGAAACAGCCUCCUGUCCAGUCUGACAUCGAUAUCCCUAAAAAACGACGUCGUCGGGAUUUGCGUGGAGAUUCGCAAGUGCAUCCGGACACGCUGCUUCGCUGGCUGCAAAAACAAGUUGCCCUGUACGACUCGGUUCAGAUAAGAGACAUGGGCGCCUCGUUCAAGAAUGGUCUGGCUAUUUGUGCGAUAAUUCACAGAUAUCGUCCAAACCUAAUAGAUUUCCACAAUUUGAACCCGGACGAUGCGGUUACGAACAAUCAAUUGGCCUUUGAUAUAUUGGAAAAAGAAUUGGGCAUACCUCCUAUAAUGACAGGGGAGGAAAUGGCCCAGUGCGACGUUCCCGAUAAACUUGCCAUGUUUUCUUACCUCACACAGAUAUACGAAGUUUUCCGCGGUGAAAUCCCGUACAUUAAACAUCCAAAAUUAGAACCUGAAAACGAAGAAAGGCCCGCACAUAGUAAACAAUUGACACCUGAUCAAAAAGUUCAGUUAAUUGACCGUAUCGUCAGGCAAGAUAGCGCAACGAGAACGAGACACUCACGAUCGCGUCAUAACGAAAAUUUAAACCCCGCGGAUAAGAAGGGGGACACGAUUAGCCGGCGUUCUCGAAAGAGACGAAGCACAGAGAAGAUGGGCGCGACAGUGGAGGAAAGGCAGAAGAGACUCGCAGAAAUAGAGAAAAAUCGCGCAGAACGUAUGAGAAGGCGGCAAUAUUUACGAAAUAUGGCGACGCAGCAAUUCUACAAAAGUAUGCAGAUGCUGCAAGCGAACGCAAAACGCGAGAAAGACGAGCCGUUCGAAGAUUAUUCAAUAUUCUUAUAUCGUCAAACUGCACCGGAUUUCAAGGAUAGGGUGAAAUACCUAGAGCAGAAAAUAUUAUAUCCAGAUAGAGAACCUAAGAUUCACGCUGGUCAUCAUAGAAAUAGCAUAGACGAAGAGUUCUCCGGUAGAAUAAAAAGUAUCGAAGACAAGUUGAAAGGAUCUACACCGGUUGAGAAAAAACCCAGAGAUCUUCUGCGUGCAAUUGGUAAAAUUGAGAAGACCGAUUGGAAUGUGAAGGAAAUCGAGAAGAAAAUCGAGGAGAAUAAAAUGGGUCGUUUGGUUCGACACGACAAAGUAGAACGAGUGCCGAAAUGGAGUCGAGAACAGAUGUGUAUAUGCUUCAUUCAGUUUUUAGCUCGACAAAUCAAGAUGGAGAAGAAGGGACGUGAUCAAAGGGAGACAGAUAGUAAGUACGCUGAUAUUGACAAUACCCUGAAGAAUAUUGACAGGAAGAUCAAAGAGGGUAAUGUGCUUGGGUACAAUAAAGUGUCGGCAAUGGCCGAACAAUUUUCAAAUAAAAGUCAGGACGCGGAGCCCAAGAUGCAGAAAUCGAAUGUCAAGCCCACGAUAACGUUACCUGCUCAAGGAGGUUCAGAAAUGUGUCAUUUUUGUAAUAAAAGAGUUUAUCUAAUGGAGAGACUUAGUGCCGAAGGGAAAUUUUUCCAUCGAGGAUGUUUUCGUUGCGAAUAUUGUUCUACCUCGUUAAGAAUAGGAAACCAUACAUUUGAUCGGGAUAAAAAUGGAGGACGAUUUUAUUGUACGCAACAUUUUGGUUUCUCAGGAACGUUGAAAACUCGCGUGGAAAAGAAGAAAAUUACGACGUUGAAUAAAGAAAAUAUACCUGCAACGUCUGUAAAUCUAAAAACACCCGAAAAAGGAAAGAUAUCUUUAGAGGGUGUUGUUGGUCUUGAUUUACUUGAUCGUGGACAAACACCUGAGAGAAUAGAAUUCGAAAAUUUAGCAGGAAUAUCGGAUGCCGAAGAACCUCAAAGCCAAAUGGAUGAAGAUGAAUGGACGGAUAGGAAUUUCGGGGCUUCUACCGCAGAAAUGGGAUCCAGUGAUGAUAUUUCGGAUAUGAGCGAUUCAGAUGAUGAUAACGAAGUAUACGAAGAGGCAAUAGAUCAACCCUUAACAACCGAAGGAACUCUUGAACUUGCGAAAAAUUGGACGCUACGAUAUUCUCAUCCUCAUGCUGCAAUGGGACAAUCUGAUACAGGAAGCAACGAGUAUGAAGAUUCUAGCGAUGAAUAUACGAAUGAAGACGAUGAAAGUACAACUGCUACGGAAGAUGAAGACGACAUACGUGCCCGAGAACUUAGAAAGCAAGAAGUUUGGUUGAAGAAUCCCACACGUAGCUCCGAUACGGACAGCGGUUCAGAAACGGAGGUUGCCUCUGAUGAAGGUACGUCGGAAGAAAGCGAAGAAAACUCAGCUACAGAAAUAUCUACAGAUUCUGAAUUCGAACACGAUGGUGCAACUCCUACGCAGCACGAGAUUCCAGAAAUCACGAUCAACGAUACAUAUGUCCGGAAAACAAGAGGAAAUUACGUUGAACCUAAGAAAGUUCAAGUAAAAAGUAAAGUCAUCUCAUCGAUUAAUGGUAAUCUGAAGCAAGAUAAAGAUGCGAAAUCGCAACUGAAAAUGGAUCACGAUAUAAAUCCUUCUCAUCUUGAAAAAGAGAGCAAGCUGAAUUUAUUAGGAUUCAAUAAUACUAAUGCAGUUCCAUUAAUAAAUCCACGUAAAGGAGAUUAUUUAUUAAACCGUACCCAUUCUACCGAAGGUAUCGCAUCUAAGCUAUCUUUGGAAUUGAAGAAGAAAUAUUUACUCGGUGGUACAGCUUUUGGAGGUUCCGUUAUGAAAUCGGGAUCAGCCUCGAAUGUCGAUACUCAAUUGAGAAAUUUUACAGAUGCUAUUUCCCAACACCAAAAACUUUUAAAUCCCGCUCCAGAGCCGAGUCCUACGAUGCAAGCAUUCCUGCAAGGGACGAGCAAAUUGCGAUCGAAUAACACCCAACUUUCUCCUAUAUCGCCCACAGCUAUAUUUUCUUCCGUGAAACCGUACAUAGCGAAUCGAUCCACCCAGAAUUUAUUAAACAAUGAUAAUCCUAUUUAUAAAUCGACAAUUUUGCCUGAAAUAUCAAAGACCCAGUUACCGGAUCUGGUUAAGGAAUCCAGUAUAUUAAAAUCGAAAACUACACCUAAUAUUGUCUGCGGUGAAUCCAAGAGCAUAGAAAAUAAAGAAAUUGUAAAAGAGCAAGUGGUUCCUAGUCAUCAAUUGCAUACAGAGAAAAACUCCAAAAUAUUGGAAAAUGCGAAAAACUCUGAAAAUACGGAAAAUAAUUUUACCGCAAAUAUAGAUGAGAAUAACGGUUUCCGACCACGAAGCCCUUUACAUGAAACCUCCAUCAUCGUACCUCAAGUCGAUUGGAGUAAAAACACAUUGGAGCAAGGAAAAGAGGCGGCUAGCACCGGAGAUUCAGAGAUAGAUAGCGAUUCUUUGUCAUCCGGGGAUGGCGAAGCGGAGGAAGAAGCACAGGAUCAACCACCAGCUGUUACGAAUUUGUCUCCACCCCGUUUACAAAUUCACAGUACAGAUGGAGAUCUUUUGUUGGACGAAGAGGCUGAAAAAUGUAAAGAUUUCGAUGAUGGGCAAUCGUUUGAGCCUGAUUCCAUAGAGUGCUCGUUCCUACAGGAUAAAAUGUUAAAUAAUAAGAUCAAUUCUUCAGUCCCUGGCCCGACCCCUUGCGUAAAUAAAACCUCGAUGGAACUGGAGCUGGUAAAGAACGAAAUCGAGCAAUUAGAAUUGCAGGAUGAUGGUAAAAAAAGUAUGAGCAAUUGCAGUACCCCUACAUCGAUAACAUCUGCUAUUUCUAAUAAACAUGAUGAUUCUGAGGAAAACGACGUCACAACAGCAGCUCUUACAGAAACGGAAUUCUCAGAGUGGGCUCGUGAUGGAGAAGUCUUGGUUUCGGAUGAUCUACGGGACGUUGAAUUCAAUAUUAAUCCAGAAUUCAUAACUACAAGAAGAAAAGCUACAUUAUCGGAUGCUUCGAGGAUGGGUCAUACUCCAAUUACGAUAGCCAAAGAAGAAGAUUUAACGGACAUGGACUUAGAUUCUUCGAAGUUGGAUAAACAGUUGGAUGUUCCUGUUAACAAUACCUCAAAACUCUUAGCUAAUGGUGAGAAUAUAGAUUUUAUGGACACGGAUAACGAAUCGUUAUUGGACGAUAGUUUGCAAGAUGCUUCUAAUAUGGUAAUGCUCAAAAAUAGGGGAUACGUAGAAUUUGUUAAUAUUAAAAGCACUUCAAACCUCACAAGUUCACAAGAUAAAUUAAUUGCUGACGCCCCUAUUGCGAAAUUAGAAAUAGAAAAUGAUUCCUGUUCGGAAGAAGAAGCUUACUACGAUAAGAACGUGAUAGAAAUAAAUCCAAUUACCAUGGAUGAUGUUAUGAAUAAAUUAAAUGGUUCUGUAAAUAAAUCUGAAAAUGACACCAAGUCAGACGGAAAUGUGGAAAUAAAAUCAAAUUCCAUUGAACAAGAUCAAUCCAUCGCAGAAGCGGUGAAUAAAGAAUUAUUUCAAUCGAUGGAGGAAGAUAGUUUGCUUAUCGUUGAACCUGCCGAGGACACCACUACCAGUGAAGUAGUCACUAUUCUCGCUAGUCCUGUGAAUCCACAAGUUUCAAUAAUUGCAUCUCAAACUGAAAAACAAUCGGAACAAGAAGAAGAAACGAAAACGGCGACUGAUUUGAACAAUCCUGAUUAUUUGGAAUACGUGAAGCGUUUGCAAUCUAGAAUUGCUGAAUUUAGCAAUGUCAAAGAUUCUAUAGACGUGAGAAAAUCAAAAAGGAAGAAUUCAAAAUGUUCGCUGCAAUCUCGUACAGCUGAGAUGAUAGCAGAAGAAAUUAAGAAUCAAGAAACUACAAUAAAUAAUAAUUUCAAUUCGCCGGCCACUUCGAGAAAAUUGGAAGAAAUUACCAGAGAAAGAUUCAAACAAAAAAAUGUAAUACAAGAUCUAUUAAUGGAUAAAGUAGAAGCUCAUAAACAGAAAUCCGCAGAGAAAAAGGCAAGAAGAGCUGCUAGAGCUUCGUCGUUCAAUUCAACUUCUGCCUUAUCACCGAUAAGACCAUCUAUUCCUAGUAGUUCGCUAGUUAAUAAAUUUGUACCUACAUCUAUAGUAACACUUGAAAAUAGUCCCUUGCAUAGUACUAAUUCUGCUGAAAGCAAACAGCCUAUGGAAAUUAAGAAAUCUUACGAAACCCAGCAAUUGCCUUGGAAAUCAGAGACUGAGAAAGCCAUAAAUGAAGAAAGUAAUAAAAAUGAUAUUCAAUCUUCUGAAAAUAUCACAUUAAUUAAAAUAGCCAGUGAAACAGAAAACAACUUUAGAACGCCAAUUGCACCUCCAAGAUUGAAACAUGAAGAGGCAAAGAGAACAGCAGAAAAGGCAAGACAAGAUGCGAGAGAAAGGGCUAGAUUAAAGAGUGAUGAAGAUCUGGGUCUCAGUCCAGAAGAUAAAAUCAAAGAGUUGAGAAUGAAAGUGGCACGAAGGCAACUUUCAAUGGAAGAGAGAAAAACUAAAGAAGAAACACAGCCUGAAGAUCCUCGCAUAAGACUUUAUACUUAUGGAACAAACAAGACUGAAUUAAAAUUGCAAACGAGCAAAAGUACGGACAAUAUGAAAGCUGUAGCUGAGGCAAUCAAUUUCAGUGGUUUAUCUGCUGCCAAUGCAAAAUCAAUGGAUGAAUUAUUACAUGCUGAUUCUCCCAAAUCAAAUAGCUCAAUAAUAAAAAGAGAUAAGAAACAAAAAACGAAAGAUCCAGAAAGAAGAAAAAGUAUCAUCCAAGCAGUCUCAGAUUUCUUCUUUAAAAAGGAAUCUUCUCCUUCGCCGUCCAAUCAAAAAGACAAAUUAUCUAUGUUCCGUCUGACGUCAAAGACGAAAGGCAAAUUAUGUAAAUCGUAUUCGGAAGGGUCAGAUCUUGAUAAAGUCUUAUCACCGAAAAUGAACGCUAGACCAAAAAGUGUUUGCGAAGGUAUGCUCACAAGAAACUUUUUAAAUGAAAAUCCGCCGCCAAUUCCACCGCCACCCCUUAUUUACACUAUUCCUACUACACAAAUCUCAGAUGAUAGUUUAUCAGAUGAUGAUACAAAAACAACAGCAGUAUCGACAUCAUGCAUACAUAAAGCCACAAUAACAGAAGGUUCAUAUAAUAGUAUUUCACGUAAAACAAAAACUACGAAACGAAUAGCUAGACAAGCACAAUUAAAAAGAUUGCGUAUGGCUCAAGAAAUACAAAGAAAAUUAGAAGAAACAGAAGUUAAACAAAGAGAAUUGGAAAGCAGAGGUGUUAGCGUUGAAAAAGCUCUUCGUGGAGAAGGUGAAUGCUCCGAUCGAGAAGAAGCAGAUUUACUCAGAGAGUGGUUUGACCUUAUGAAAGAACGUACAGAAUUGCGUCGAUAUGAAAAAGAGCUUUUAGUACGAGCUCAAGAGGUUCAACUUGAAGAUCGCCAUGAAAGAUUGCAACAAGAAUUACGUGAACGCUUAGCUGAUGAUGAUAAUAAAAAGACCAGUGCCGAUGUAAAAAAGGAAGGAGAAAUUUUAACAGAAAUGUUGGAAAUAGUCGCAAAACGGGAUUCGCUUAUUGCACUUUUAGAAGAAGAGCGACAAAGGUAUCAAGACGAAGAUCGUGACCUUGAAGCUCAAAUGUUGGCCAAAGGCCUCAGAUUAACACCAAUAAAAAAAUGUGGUCCUAAGUAUUCAGUUUAAUAGGAAUCACAUUAUUGUACAUAUACUCCAUUCUAUAUAUCCAUUGAUUAAUUUUACUAAAUAAGUAAAUUAAGUAUAAUGUAAAUAAGAAGUAAAUCUUAUAAGGAUCAAUUUGAUCUUACAAAGAUCAAAACUAAAAUUUUAUGUUAUUUUUUUUUAUAUAUUGAAAGAAAUUCAUUUGAAAUGUUGUCUUUCAUUGUAUAUGUGCAAAUCUCACAUAUUUUAAAAAAUUACAGAUCAAUUAUUAUAUUUUAGAUUCGAUUUUUACAGAUUAUUAUGUAAUAUAACAUUCAUUUUGAGCAUAUAUAUAUUAUACGCGUUUUUAAGAAGUUU
Molecule: messenger RNA, 8699 nt
Organism: Apis laboriosa (Himalayan honeybee)
Lineage: Eukaryota; Metazoa; Arthropoda; Insecta; Hymenoptera; Apidae
Gene: Mical
Product: F-actin-monooxygenase Mical
Exons: 27
Coding region: 285-8366 (2693 amino acids)
Molecular function (GO): FAD binding; protein binding
Source: RefSeq, a predicted model, not a curated record